Messenger RNA from Trematomus bernacchii (emerald rockcod), 1997 nucleotides. It is a transcript of the gene rundc3b, whose product is annotated as RUN domain containing 3b. Lineage: Eukaryota; Metazoa; Chordata; Actinopteri; Perciformes; Nototheniidae. The record is from RefSeq and is a predicted model, not a curated record.
CUACCUAAACGGGGCCCAUUCGCGUAUCUUUCUGGACGAAUAUGUCACCGAUUUGUUGAAGAAGUCCAAUGAGGUUUUACAAAUCUCUCCGACUAAAUAGUACUCAUUACCGUGGAUGUUUUGUUAGAACUAGCUAACGUGGAGGGAGAGCUUUUAUUCUGAAGGUUCAAUCCGGAAGCUCUAUCAUUUUGACUUGACGCAGGUUUGUGUGCAGCCCCUCCUUCAGCUGAGCAGCGUGAGUUGCUCGGAGGUGACGGAGACAGCCAGCUGAUCCUCCCCUGGUGCAGAGGCAGAGGAGCGGGGACCACGCACCGCCUCCGCCCGCAGACACCGUCACGGGCCGGGGAUGGCGUCGCUCGGCGUGGGGCUGCAUCUCGUCCGCAAGCGGGGAUCAGGCAGGAGCUCCGCGGUGGAGAGGAGGAAUCUGCUCACGGUGUGCAGGUUUUCAGUGAAGACUUUGCUGGACCGCUCCUGUUUUGAUACGAUAGACGACACAUCUCCAGAGUUCGUUAACUUUGUUUCCAUCCUGGAGCACAUCCUCAGUCACCGACUCAAAGGUCAGACAACUUGGUUCGGCUACGAGAGUCCUCGCAGUUUCUGGGAUUACAUCAAAUCCGCCUGCAGCAAAGUCCCUCAUAAUUGCAUCCGAAGCAUCGAGAGUAUGGAGAAUGUGCGAUCAUCGAGAGCUAAAGGCAGGGCGUGGAUCAGAGUGGUCCUGAUGGAGAAAAGAUUAUCAGAAUACAUCUCAUCUGCACUGAGGGACUUCAAAACCACCAGGAGGUUUUACGAAGACGGAGCGAUCAUGCUGGGAGAGGAGGCGGGGCUGCUGGCAGACACACUCAUCGGACUCAACACCAUUGACUUGAGCUUCUGUCUGAAAGGAGAGGGUCUGGACGGCAGCUGCCCCGCGGUGAUCGACUACACGCCGUACCUGAAGUUCACUCAGAAUGCAGAGAGCAUCAGCAGUGACGAGGAGGAGAUGAGGACUCUGGGGAGCAGCGGCAGCGAGAGCAGCACCCCCGACAAAACGGCCACCGCCGCCUCCAUCUUCACUGAGCAGAGCAACUUGGUCAGCAAGUGCAAACGCUUUGAGCAGAAGUACCGAACAUCACUGGAGCAGAAGGGUUACCUGGAAGAGCUGGUGCGUCUCCGAGAAGCCCCGUCGAAGGCCGUGUCUCAUAACAAAGCUCUUCAGCAGAGCCUAGCAGACACACACCUCACACACAAUCUGGAAAAAGAGCAGCUUGAGUACAUCAUACUGGAACUACAGAACCAACUGACGGUGCUGAAAAACAAUGAUUUGCGGUCCAGACAAGAGCUGACAGCCCACCUGACCAAUCAGUGGCCAUCACCUGUCGCCUUGGAUACCAACGCUGUCGCCUUGGACACGCUGCUGUACAGGAAGAGCACGGGACAGUGGGAGGAGAAGAGUUUCCAGAGUCUGGAGCAGCUGUCUGCAGACAUGAGUCUCUCUCAGAUGUCUCUUGACCCGUCCCACACUCUGAGUCUGGAGGCCAGUAUUGAUUAUGUGUAUCUUGUGAACCAGGUAAAGAGGAAAACCCCGUCUCUAAGAGGUCUGUGCGGCUCCCUGACGUCGGUUGCGAGCUACAAGUCUCUGGCCAGCCUGAAGUCCAGCGAGUGUUUGGCAAGUCCUGCGACGGAGAUCAGCAGCCCAGGCUUCACUCCGUCAUAAUGAACGGAGAGAUAAACACAAACACAUCUCUAGACAAUCCAGGAACUCUCUUCAUUUAGGUCAUGUAGAUUUGUAGACAUUUAUUUUCUGUAAGUGGAGCUGAGCGCUUUAAUAGAAAGAAAUCAGGUUUGCAAGUGGAGAAUCUGGUGUAGCAUGUUCUCUGAAUUGUGUUAAAAAUGAAGUGCAGUUCCGUCGGACUCAUUAAAGUCUUUAAUAUUAACGUACUAUCCAGCGGAAAUACCCUCUGACUCUUAUUAGAGGAUCUGCUUGCCGUUACUUCAUCGAUCGUGUUUGAAUUAUUUUG